CACAAACACAAGCUGCUUUUCAUCAACACACAUACCAACCUGAAGCCACAGCUCUUAGAUCAGUGACUGAACUGUAAUUUACAAUGGAAGAAGACGGCAAAGAAACCCAUUCGAGAGAGAGUAAAAGACGGGAACGUCAAGCAGGUAAUCCGAUUUAUUUACUAAAGCCGGCGGGUAUGGUUAUUUUCAUAGACAAAAUGGCCACAUUUGCAUCUCUUUAGACCACAAAAUACCAAAGAAAGUAGUGGAACAGGGACACGCCCUACAAAACGCAGGUGUGUGGUGUGCAAUGCAAGUCCAACAACCCACGCAUUUUUGCCACAAUGUAGCUGACUAAGUAGUUACAUUUUGCGACGUUACAUUGAACACAGUUUGCCUGCAGUGUUGUGCAGAAGCUACUGGCUUCCAGGUACGUGGGUAAAAUCACUGGGAAAUCAGAAAAAAAGCCAUAUUACCACCUAUGUGUUGUGAUAAUUGAGUUGUUUGCUCUAUAACCUGUUAGUUCAUAUGCCUUGCGACCGUGAUAUAUAGGCCUAAAGGCCGAGACAAUAAGAAGACAAAGUGGCAGGAUAAAUUCAACCACCCCUUUGUUUUAUCACAAAACCGGAGAGCAACCUCUAUCCAGUGAAGUCCACAAAGCAUAUUGCAUGUAAACCAGGGACGGCCUGUUCAAUAGGGCGAUAUGGGCGACGCACUGCCAAACGGGAAAAGGAAGGGAUUUUUUUUCUAAUCAAUUAUAUCACGGCAACAGUAGUUAUCAGUGUUGUAAUCUGAUCUGACUGCCACUAAAUGUCAAAUCAGGCUAAAGUCGUGCUUCAAAUGGCCCCGCCCGUUUUUGGGGCGAUUUCAGUCAGGUUGAAAAUCGCCCAGAAGUCUCUCAUAGCCUGUCAUGUAAAAUCUAUUUUUUUCAAAUUUCAAAGCUUUCAAUACAUUCUCUAUGGGUGUCUGUGGGCUUGCACUUACGCGCUUUCGUCAUACGUGACGUAACCAUGAACGUAACUAAGAAAAUAGCGGCUAGCAGCGUCUCUGUUGCGACCUGCAGUGUGGCGUUAUCUUAUGUUUUUAAUUUGUACACUUAGUGGCGUUAUUUUAUGUUUUUAAUUUGUACACUUAGUUUACAAACAUUCUGCCAACCAUGGAUUUCCAGUGGUGGGUUUUGGACUGAUCUUGUUGAUCGUGUACAUACCCGCUACGAACGGACUAAAUAAUGAAAACGUUGCUGGCAGCGGAAUCCAAUACAGCUGGGAGACUUGGCUGGAUGACAGAGUCCCGGACAGAGAAGUGGAGCCAGCCGGCUUCACCCUGGUCAGAGCGGACCUCGAUCUGACAGUCACAGGGAAAAUCGAUCCUGGUAAGAGAGCGACUCUGUACCCCCGAGCCCCGACAUUGAACUGCUUUCUGUGUCACUGCGACCUUACUAUCUGCCCCGUGAGUUCCCCCAAUUGUUUGUUACCGUUGUGUACUGUUGAUAAUCACAAGUUUACUGGAGAACUGAGACCAAGUAGAGACUUUGGACAGGGUGGAUAUGGUAUAAUAAAGGCAGUUUAUUCAGAGGUAAAGAUAUCUGGAAUCGCGUGCACGGACUCGUUCGUCAAACUCUUAGGGAGCUAUCUGAAGAGAGCCCCGAAAACAUUGUGUGCAGACAUUUUAUACAAUAAAUGAUGUAGGUUGAAUCUAGUAGUUCUGAUCUUCUGAUUGGUCCUGAUGAGUUGGGCGAGGUCCCCUCCACUGUUGCAUUGGCUCUGAGUCGGGUUCUCUGUCUUCAAAUGUUCAGCCUAAAGAGAGGGGAUUUUUGUGUGUGUGUUUAACAGUGAUGAUGUGUGUGUGUGUGUGUGUGUGUUAUCAGUGAUGAUGUGUGUGUGUGUGUGUGUGUGUGUGUGUGUGUGUCCUCAGAGCAAGAACUCGUGAGUUGGAAGAACUGAGAGACCUAUGGCGUGGGUGUUGUCCUUGGCCACCUGCUGACAAGGCUGACAAGAUAGGACUCUUUUGUCCAUUGUUAUAGGAUAGGAACAGCAUUGAUUGAAAACAAACGCCCAACACAAAAUGGGUCAUGCACAAGAUUUUAGUCAGACCAAGCUAUAACAUUAUAUAUUUACUACGACAGUACAUUCAACCAAAAGCUAAUAUAACAAAGGCAUCAGAGAUUAUUUAUAAUCUGUCACAGAAACUGGAAUCCAUCUCCCCAGAUCAGUCAAUAAAUGCUUCUGGUAUUGACUUAUAUGCUGCCCCUGUCUUCAUGUUGUUGCUGGACAUAUCUUUUUUAAAAUGUGUGUAGGUCACCUAAAUCAUCAGAAAAAUUGCCCCUCCUGAGAAUUUUUUCAGGAGCCGCCACUGAUGUAAACAAACAAUUAAUUGACCUACAGCAUGGUCAAGCAAGUUCAGACCACUAAACAACUUGCCUAUUGAUUUAGAACCACGGAGAGUUAUUUAAGUCGCAAAGAAAACAGGAACUGCCUCUAUUCCAACACAAUUUUAACAUCAUCAAAUCACCUAUGCUUAGUCUAAUACAGUGACAACUAAAAGAUACCAAAAACAAUUUAGUCCAAUCAACGUAAGCUAAAUAUGAUGUGGCUGUCCAUGGCUCUGAGUUCUGUUUGCGUGUGUGUUUGUGCAAGUAGAAAAACAUGUUGACUCACCCUACUUGUAGAGAAACGCCAAUGCCAUCCUCCUACUUUUCAUGUUCAUGAAUGGUCUAUCACUCUGUCAUACAGUACACGCUUUUAUUUGUUGUCCUAGGCUACCUGGCUAAAAUGCUUGCUAGCUAGACUAACUUCCUUUCAUGGGCAACGUUAGUUAGUUAACAUUAGCCUUCUACAUCUAGUUACAUAUUGAGGCCAGGGGCACAAUGUAUGAAUUAAUGGUUGGAUCAGAAUUGCCAUUAUAAUCAUUGACCAGUAAGGAGAAUUAGUAAAAACCACAAGUCCAAAUCCCUAUCUCCAUCCAUGGCUAAUUUAGGAAAGGGCCAAUUUUAGCUAGCUAGCCACCGGAGGACAACAACACAACGAGAUGCAACAAUUUAAGUUGUUUCUGUCAUUUACGUAUGGUCUCAAUGCGAUUUGAUAGGAGUGAAGCCAAAUCCAAACUGGCUUCACUUGACACUUUUUUUUUGGUGCGCCAGGACCAUUCACAGUUGAGCUCACUCCGUUCAGCUCAAGGCUAUUUUAUACCUUUUUUGUUGUUUUAUCAAGGAAGGCCAAAUGCUCGCUGGAUUCCCUUACAUUCAAUGCUACGGGCGGCAACAAUGUAAUACGCUUUAUGACCAGACAUAAUCAGAUAGAUGGUCUGCACAUACAGAGACAGAGGGGCGCUGUUUCACACACUCUGAUGCUUUCUCCGGCCUCUUGAGAAUUGAAGAAAAAUUAUGAAACACAGAGAUACGAAAGAUACGUUAUUUUAUGUAUUUUUCUUUUUUCUUGGUAAAUUAUUUUGGGGUGGCUUCCCUUGGCAUCCAUGAAUACACGCCACUGCUAGCUUCAGACCGCAAUUAGGAUCUUGACAGGCUCUAUCUAAUGCCACGUUCAAAACAACUGGGAACUCGGGGAAAAAAAACUAGCUCCGACUGGGAAAAAUCGAUUUGAACGGUCAUCCAACUCGGGAACUCGGGCCUCUUUCUAGAGCUCAGACUUUCUGACCUGAAGAUCACUGACGUCAUGAUUUGACCUCGUAUUUUUCCAAGUUCCCAGUUGUUUUGAAAGCGGCAUUAUUGCAAAUAACGAAUUAGUAAACAUUUCUAAAAACAUAAUUCCACUUUGUAGGCCAGUGACAAAAAUAAUCACAAUUUUAAUACAUUUUAAAUUCAGGCUGUAGCACAACAAAAUGUGGAAAAAGUCAAGGGGUGUGAAUACUUUCUGAAGGCACUGUAUUAUUGCAUUUGCAGACUAAUGUAAGAUAGGCUACUAUUCCUAAUGUGAGUAGAUUGCAUAGUCAUAAUUUAGGCAAAUAAUAUAACUCAAUCACUGUUAGCAAAACAGACAGUUCUGAACAAUGCAUGCCUGAGUACAUAGUGACAUAGAGUAGGCCUGAUCAGAGAUGUUUCUUCUCCUUUCGUUGCACAGGAAAAAUGUGGCCUUUUUAUAAACACAUUUCAUGCAAUUCUACAAAAGUUUAUAUGACUGGAGACACAUAAGUAACAUCUUUUUUAUGACACAAAUUAGUAGCCUACUCUGCUGACACUGACAAACAGAUCAGUAAAAAUGACCUUAGCCUGAAUGCAACCAUCUAAUCUAGGUCUACGAAAAGGGGAGAUUCAAAUUGUACUGAAUGACGUCCAUCUAGCCUGGAGGAGGAAAUUAUUGUCCCCAAAAACAUGUUCCAGUGGUAGUGAUCCAAUGAUAAAGAAAGUGAAUAUGUGCACACUCACUGGGGAUAUGGCCAAUGCUCUCCACUGGUGCCAAUAAGAUAGGCUACUGUUCACUCAAUUGGGAGUUGAGAAUUUUGAUAAGAGAGAAUUUUUGUUUUUUUUGUUUUUCUCUUUUCAGCAAUAGCGAUUUGCUUUCUAAACUAUGUUUUUCCUACGAUUUGUAUUUUGAAAUAUUUAACUGCUUUUCACUGACCGCUGCAACUCAACAAUCAGAUGUUUGUUAGGCUAUUUGCCACGUGCGUUGCUCAAAUUGUGCACUUAAAACAAUCCACAGCUAAUUUUUAAAAGAAGCUAAUGAUCCUCUGUGGCCAAAUCAUGUUUGUGUAGUAUUUUGAAUGGUUUUACUUAUUUAUGUAUAGGUACAAGUAAUUAUAUAGCUUCCCCUAGCCCAUUGGACACGCUUCCUAUGCCGACAUCAAUGUGAAAGUAACUGGUGCAUUAAACAGCUGGCUGCUAGGCUUACAAGGCCGAGUUCAAAUGCCGACAUCAAGAGUUGCACUGCCUAAAUGGCUGACCCGCAAAGCGGCUGACUGGCAAAGUAAACCCUCUGGCACACUCUGAGAGAAUGCUGGCAGCUUCUCUCCAAGUGACGCUCCACAUGGUCCUAAAGCCAUCCAAUCAAUACGCUAAACUGCCAUUGCAUUUUAAUUGGGUUUGGAUUGAUUUUAGUCUACUUUUUUUUUGCCUACUUUUAAAUUUUUGGUUUACAUCGACUGCCAUACCCAACUGACGCCCCUGCUGGGUAGUAGUAUAGUUAGGUUAUUUGCCCAAUGUGGAUUUGCCAGAUAAAAUCCAUAACUUAGUGUAGUGUUAGUUAGUGUUAGUAUUAGUAACUAUUAGCCCUAGAAUGCGCCAGAAUAGUUUUGCCUACUGGGCUACUAUAUGAGUGUAUCCCCCUCAUGCAAGGCUUGUAAUGUUACUACCGUGAAUGUUUUGUAUGACAUUUCUCUGUAGGCUCAAGAAGUUUGCUUGCUGAUUCUGAUACAGGUAGGCGCCUUGAAGGGAUAGAUGCUUGUUAGAUAGCUAGCUAUGUAGCCUAUAGAUUUAAUUUAAUGAGUAAAACGUUAGUGCUGUUUGUGUUUGCCAAAUUUGAUUUAAACCGUCUCAGUGGAUACGUUUAAUCUCUUCUAGACUGUUUAUAUUCCUCCUAAUCUAACAACAAUCUGAUUGAUUGGUGUGGUUUAGGGUGUGAAUCUAGGGAAAGGUUAGUGUGAUGUCCCAGUCACCUGGAUGGGAUGCUUUUGCUGGUUUCUGACAUGAGACACAUGCAUACUGUAUCUGGGUAUUACCGGUAGUUCUAAAACAAUUUUCUGCCUAAUUGUUUGUAGCCUAUGUAUCUGAUGCACAAUUUAGGUUACCAAGGCUGCGUUUACACAGGCAGCCCAAUUCUGAUAUUUUUUCCACUAAUUGGUAUUUUGACCAAUCACAGCAGGUCUUACCACAUCAGAUCAUUUUCAGAGCUGAUCUGAUUGGUCAAUAGACCAAUUAGUGAAAAAAAUAUCAGAAUUGGGCUGCCUGUCUAAACGCAGCAGUAGGCUACAUUUGGCAAAUCACAGAAGAAUCCAAAUAAAGAAGUUCCCAGAAAUGUAUGAUGUUGAAGGGGCUGCUCUUGUGAUGGCUGGGAUGUGAAAAUGUUUAUUUUCUGUCUUCGGUUGUAUUUCACUCCGUUUGUAUGUUUUUGUAUUGUCUUUCAGCCUUGGAGAGCUCGGAUACUGACAAUGGCCUAUGUGGUUGGAUCAUAGUCGGAUUAUCCAUCCUUCUGAUGCUCGCAACUCUGCCUCUCUCCAUAUGGAUGUGUAUUAAGGUACAGUUAUGCGUGAACUGCGAACUGGUUAGGGGUGUCAUUUGUGUGAGUCUAUUUAUUCUAUGAAUUGAUCACUUACCAGCAUGCCUUUAUUCCCAUGGAAAUUGGCUUUCUCUCCUCUUAAUGCAACACCUGCUGCCAGAGUUGUAUUGUUAGAUAUUUACUCACUUUAAAGUAAAGAAAAGGGGGAUCGUUGAGACCCAAUCAGUGGUAUUUCAAUGUUGACUGAUCGGUGAAAAGGUAGUGUGAGAAAUGUAAAACGGGCUAGGGGACAACUAUAAUGAUUACUCAGCCUGUGUUUCUUUCUCUCCCAGAUUGUGAAGGAGUAUGAGAGGGCCAUCAUCUUUCGCCUGGGGCGGAUCGUACGAGGAGGAGCCAAAGGGCCAGGUAAUAGAUACACUCCCCAUCACCACCUACACAUGCACUGUCCCUGGAGAAAGUUUCACUGUGCAUAUUGGCUUUGAUUCUCAGAUUCUCUCAAGGUCCCAUACUUACCUUACCGAAAAGCAACCAAAAACCUUAAUUAAACAUAUUAUGAUCACAGACAGUAUGAGAUGGAUGAAAAGUGCAGUAAACAGGAUAUGGGCCUGUCUUGAAACCACCUUAACUGUGAAAAUAUGUUAGGAGGAGUCAAGCCUCUUCUCAGUGUUAAUGUGGUUAGGGGGAAAUCUGCUUUGAACUAUUUGUUUUACAUUGUGGUGGGCUGCUGCACUACUACUGCCAUUGAACCACUGUGCAGGGGUGCACUGCAACAGGUCUGUUCUGCACUUCCUGUGGCCUAGUUUAACCACUCCUGUCCUGCAGUAGCUUAUGUGUUAACAUCAUUCCAGAAUGUACACAGAAUUCCAGGGUUCAUGCAUGCUUUCAGCAAGCACACUAAUUCAAAUAGUGGUAGUCUUUCUUUCCUUAAGCAUAGUUUGUGUGGUAAGAUUUUUGCCUUGGUAACACUGUAAAAUAUGUCUGGUGUAUCUGGUAUGACAAACUGAAUAUGCCAAUAUGUUCCCUGCAAAUCUUCAUAGAAUACUUUAGCAGAACUUUUAAAGAGGUUGUUAUUCAACAAAUACGGUCACUACAGAAUUUGGCACCAAUUGCAAUCAAUUAACUAAUGCUCUUGUCUGAAUUAAAGUGAUCUGAGAGCUUUACUGCUAUCCUGUCUACAGACUGACGUCUUGAUGAGCAGCAGUGGGCCCUAGUCAUAGUGCUGGACUGGUAGUGCAGAAUAAACACCCACAUCCCUCUUCAGCCCUCUGCUCUCUCUGAUUUUUCUUUUGCUUACCACCAACCCCCGAUUCGGAAGACCACUUUGUGUAUUUCUUGUUUGUGUGUUGUCCUUCACUCUAAUGAUAUUACCCUUUGAUUGAUUCUAUCCCUACUUGACAUGCUUUGCCAUGAUGUUGUAAUGGGUAUUUGCAAUGGGUGGUUGCAAUCGGCGUCCUAAUUUCUCUAACUGAUGUGCUGAGCAGAGAGCAUACCUCUCCUCUCUUGGCUCUCUCUUUGUGGUUGGAGUGGAAGAGUGGUGCUGAGGGUUUUGUUGACAGUUUACCCUCAUUAUGUAGUGUUAUUCUUAAGAUAGCUUAUUAAUUAGCUGUAUUUACACUAGUAUGAGAUUUUUGUGGGGGUCCAGGGGUAUGGCCCUCCCAUGGAGAUUUUUUUUGGUAAAAGCAGCUUUUUACAUUACAUUUUAGUCAUUUAGCAGACGCUCUUAUCCAGAGUGACUUACAGUUAGUGAGUGCAUACAUUUUCCAUUGGUGAAUUCUGAGGACUCCUUGGGGCUUAGAUCUAUGGCAAAGGUGGAAUUAAAAUAACAGUGCUUUUAGCUUGGGGUUUGCGUGCGCCUUUAUGCAGAGGGAAUACAAAAAUUAUAGCUAGUUUCUGAAAGAAUGAUCAGGAUUUAAUAUUUGUCAAAUUAUUGAGCAUAUCCUCAAAAUUCAAUUAAGCAUCAGAAAUUGUCCUCAUUUAGCAUAUCAAGAUCCUGAUAUAGAACUCAGUCAAGAGUCAGGUGUAUUUCAGGAUGCUUUGAAGAUUGAAUGAACAGUCAAAACUUAAAGACUUGGUUUGAAGUACUAAAAGGACAAAACAAUAUACACUACAUGGACAAAAGUAUGUGUAUGUGCUCGUCGAACAUCUCAUUCCAAAAUAUUGGGCAUUAAUAUGGAGUUUGUCCCCCCUUUGCUGCUAUAACAGCCUCCACUCUUCUGGGAAGGCUUUCCACUAGAUGUUAGAACAUUGCUGCGGAGACUUGCUUCCAUUCAGCCACGAGCAAUAAUGAGUUCGGGCACUGAUGUUGGGUGAUUAGGCCUGGCUUGCAGUUGGCGUUCCAAUUCAUCCCAAAGGUGUUCAAUGGGGUUGAGGUCAGGGCUCUGUGCAGGCCAGUCAAGUUCUUCCACACCGAUCUCGAUAAACCAUUUCUUUUUUUUACCCCUUUUUCUCCCCAAUUUCAUGGUAUCCAAUUGGUAGUUACAGUCUUGUCCCAUCGCUGCAACUCCCAUACGGACUCGGGAGAGGCGAAGGACGAGAGCUGUGCAUCCUCCAGAACACAACCCAACUGAGCCGCACUGCUUCUUGACACAAUGCCCGCUUAACCCGGAAGCCAGCCGCACCAAUGUGUCGGAGGAAACACCGUACACGUGGCGACCGUGUCAGCGUGCACCGCCCGGCCCACCACAGGAGUCGCUAGUGCGCGAUGGGACAAGAACAUCCCUGACUGCCAAACCCUCCCCUAACCUGUCUCCUGAGUGGCGCAGUGGUCUAAGGCACUGCAUCGCAGUGCUAACUGUGCCACUAGAGAUCCUGGUUCGAAUCCAGGCUCUGUCGCAGCCGGCCGCGACCGGGAGACUCAUGGGCGGCGCACAAUUGGCCCAGCGUCGUCCAGGGUAGGGGAGGGAAUGGCCGGCAGGGAUGUAGCUCAGUUGAUAGAGCAUGGCGUUUGCAACGCCAGGGUUGUGGGUUCGAUUCCCACGGGGGGCCAGUAAAAAAUAAAUAAAUAAAAAAUAUGUAUUCACUAACUGUAAGUCGCUCUGGAUAAGAGCGUCUGCUAAAUGACUAAAAUUUAAAAAUGUAACCUGGACGACGCUGGGCCAAUUGUGCGCUGCCCCAUGGGUCUCCCGGUCGCGGCCGGCUGCGACAGAACCUGGACUUGAACCAGGAUCUCUAGUGGCACAGCUAGCACUGCAAUGCAGUGCAUUAGAACACUGUGCCACUCGGGAGGCCUCGAUAAACAAUUUCUGAAUGGACCUCGCUUUGUGCACCUGUCAGCAACAGGUGUGGCUGAAAUAGCCAAAUCCACUACUUUGACGGGGUGUCCACAUACUUUUGCCUAUUUAGUGUACUUUAGGCAAGUGGCAUUUCAAUAGAACCUUUUCUCAUUUUGUAUGACUUUCUAUCAACACUGUACAGGACAUAGCAUACAUGAAAAUGUCUUCAAAAAUGCUGGCCUCAUUUAUUUUCAAAGACACAACUGGCAUAUCCGACUUCAAAUAAGUAGUUGCACUGUCAAAACUGGGUCAAGUUUGUAGGCAAGAAUGCUGACCGGAGCCUAUUUUAAUUAUUACCUGAACAAAUUAUUAGAGGGCCUACACAUUUAUGUGCACACUGAAAACAUUUGUGUGGACCAGAAUGAGGCUCUCUAAAUUGUUCCUGCUGUGAGGAAUUGCCAUCUUCAGACAAUGUUUUUAUAACUUAUCUGCAGAUAAUUGUUGUCUAUAACUAAAAAAGCAAUAGUAACAGUAUGCAAAUCAGGGAGCCAAAUUAACCAAAUAUUCUUCACUUUUACUGACUCUGGGUAAGUACAAAAGGGUUUAACUGCCAAAAUCUUGCACUAUCCAUUUAACAAUGUGGAAGAUGUGCUAUUACCACACAAAUCUCCAACCUCCAGUGAUUUCAGGUGACAUGGCAUUACUUGUGCAGGGGUGGUACUAAUGUAACUAACUAUAAAGUGGCCGCAGUAGUCUUAUCUACCAUAGCCACGCUAUGGACCUCAAACUCUCAAGUCUGUUUUAUAUGUUUGUGGGAAGCCUUCCGUCAUGCUCUCCAUGGAUGAAACAUGAUCUGGCAGGAUUCCGGAACAGCCACAUGAUAGCAGACUGAGGUAUUAAUAGACCCUGUCCAUCUAUCACGGAGGGACUUUCACGUUCCUCAUCUGCCCUAAGAGCCCAGGCAUAAACACCAAAGUUUAGUAUUUGGUUUCCCCAAGUAAACUCUGCUCAUUAUUUCUGCGCUCUCUCCCUCGCCGGUGAGUGAACCAGUGCCAUUUUUAGGGUGGGAAUCCAUGGAAUUUUCCAUCAUAUCCCAUGAUGCCUUGCAUAGCAAAUUUAGAGCAUACUCCUGCAUUGCACUAUAACCAGGGCCAGCUGGCACUGGGCUGAAGUCCCAGCUUGGAAAAAGGUUGCACAAGUUAUAUGCCUCUGUUAAGACUCUCUCUUACACACCAUCAUACCCAGCACACUGUGUUUGUACUGCACUGUAUUGUACCAUGCUGAACCCGAGUGUGUGUAAACAAAGAGGUGUUUAUGAAUGCAGGAAAUGUGUAGAGUCAUGACCAACAGCAGUCGUGUGACUAAUGGAACUCGGGUGUGAAUUUGGUCUUAUGCCAGACAUUUACUCAGUUCUACUGUACUGUAUGUUAAAUAAUUUAUGCUACCCUUACUGACAAUCACAUUUUCUCAGCUUUUAUGAUAUUGAGUAGCUUUAAGCUUCGCCGUUAAAUGUGUGUUGUGCGUGUGUGUCACACCCCACAGGCCUGUUCUUCAUCCUGCCCUGCACAGAUAGCUUCAUCAAUGUGGACAUGCGCACCAUCACCUUCGACAUCCCCCCACAAGAGGUGAGCCCCACCCCCCCCACCCCAUUUACCAUGAUUAGCCUAUCAUGUACUACCCAGCCAUGAACAGUGUUGUCAGUGUAACUGAUUGUUCCCCCCUCAUCAGGUUCUGACUAAGGACUCAGUGACGGUCAGUGUUGAUGGUGUGGUGUACUACCGUGUUCAGAAUGCGACCCUGGCUGUGGCCAACAUCACCAACGCUGACGCCGCCACCCGCCUGCUGGCACAGACCACCCUGAGGAACGUCCUGGGAACCAAGAACCUGGCUGAGAUCCUGUCUGAUCGUAAUGAGAUUGCCCACAGCAUGCAGGUACUGAACCACAUCGACCACCAAUGACUCUGUACUGACCAUAUCCUGACCAUACAUGCACAACUUCACAUCAUGCAGGUACUAGAAGACUGUGUGGAUAAUAGUUAUUUAUUUAGUGUUGAACAGCAAGCCAUAAUUGCCAUAAUACAGGAGAAGAUAUUGCGAGAGUUCACUGAAUGGCUUUGUUUAUAGAAUGUACAAUGUAAUGGUUAAGGUUAGGAUUGGAGAAAACGAAUUCAUUGAUCUUCCGGCUAUGGCCUUUCUUAUUGUUUUGGACCUAGUCCCUCAAGACAUUUCAUCCUCCAGAAGUACUGCUGCAGUGACAUUUUAAUCUCUAUUAGUUUGAUAUAAAUAUGUAUUAUUGUCACGUACACCAGAUAGGUGCAUUGAAAUGUGUUGUUUUACAGGGUCAGCCAGAAGUACAGCGCCCCUGGAGCAAAUUAGGGUUAAGUGCCUUGCUCAAGGGCACAUCAACAAUGUUUCACAUUGUCGGCUCGGGUAUCCAAACUAGCGACCUUUCAGUUACUGGCCCAAUGCUCUAACUGCUAGGGUACCUGUAUGUCAGAUUGAUAUGUCAUCUAGUCUUCAAAGAGAUGCUGUGUAAGGAAGGGGUGUUCUGGGCCUAUUAUAACCUGAGGUUACCUAUUGGAUGUGGAGCUGAAUGUUUUACACCUGUGUUGUCCCCAGUCCACCCUGGAUGAUGCUACAGAUGACUGGGGUAUCAAGGUGGAGCGUGUGGAGAUAAAGGACGUCAAACUGCCCCAGCAGCUCCAGAGGGCCAUGGCAGCAGAGGCUGAGGCUAGCCGUGAGGCCAGGGCUAAGGUACAGUACUGACACACAUACAGACCAGGGUAACACACACACGCUCAGACAUACAGGCAUUGUCUAUUUUUGAGGUAAAUCCUUUUCCUCUGAGUGAAGAAUCCCAGUUGUCUUCUCAGCUAUAUACUUUCUUGGCUUGAUUUAGUCCCAAAAUAAAUCAUCCAGAUAAAUGUUUUUGUGUAGGGUCAAGAUGUCAUCUGCAUUGUUCCUUAGCAACCAGUGGUCAUGCCAUAAAAACCCUUUCAUUAAGCUAGAAUAGAUAGUAAGAGCAUAGCAGGUCACAAGUUGGGGCACCUCUAACCGAGUCUCCUCCCAUCGGCCAUUACACUAAUUGGAUACCAUCUUCGCAUGUUGAAUCUGCUGGUUAAAGAUGAGGUCUCUCUGGCAUUUAUUCAUUUAAUCAUCCACUCUCUCUCUGGCUUCUCUCUAUAUACUCACAUUCACUUGAUCUGUGCAUACUGUGGAAUUCUAUCUCUCUUCAUUAACUAAUGGUCCAUCUUUUUUUCCAAUCUCUCCCUUUCUCUCUGUAUCUGUCCCCCUCCUCCCUUCUUCCUGUCCCCUGGGCCGUGUGUGUGUGUGUAGGUGAUCGCAGCAGAGGGGGAGGUGAACGCGUCACGGGCUCUGAAGGAGGCCUCCCUGGUGAUCGCUGAGUCUCCAUCUGGCCUCCAGCUGCGCUACCUGCAGACGCUCAACACCAUCGCUGCCGAGAAGAACUCCACCAUCAUCUUCCCCCUGCCAAUGGACAUGAUGCAGGCCUUCAUGAAGAGAGACUGA
Coregonus sp. 'balchen' is the source of this 12886-nucleotide messenger RNA. NCBI's taxonomy places the organism in Eukaryota, Metazoa, Chordata, Actinopteri, Salmoniformes, Salmonidae. The record is from the annotation of a GenBank genome assembly.